AUGGAGGCCAGGGCGGCUACGGUGCCGGCGGCGGCCAUGGACACGGUCGCGGGUACGCCAACGGCGGCGGGUACGGUGACACGGGCGGUCGUCCCCGCGGGGGCGGCGGUAGGCGCGGCGGAGGGCCCAGAGGGGGCCCCAGGGGGCGCCGCGGUGGCGGCGGCCGAUUUGGCGGACAGGGGGGCUAUGGUGGACAGGGGGGCUAUGGUGGGCAGGGGGGGGAGUAUGGUGGCCAGGGAAGGGGCUAUGGUGGCCAGGGAUCUUACAGGGGCGGUGGAGGAGGGUAUAAUGGGCCGGGACGGGUACAACAAUGGGGGUUAUGGCGGCGGGAACGGGGGUUACAAUGGGUAUAAUGGAGGUCCGCAGGGAGGGUAUGAGGGGUAUGAAGGGUAUGGGGGCUCUGGGGGCUACUUCGAUUUGAACCAGAUGCAGCUGCAGAGCCAGGACUACUCGAACGUGGCUGAGUUCAAGAAGGAUUUUUAUGCGGACACGGUCGUGGCCGAGGGCUUGGGGGAGGACGACGUGCGGCAGUACCUUGAAGGGCGGGAGAUUCAUGUGCAGGGGGAGAACCUGCCCCCACCUAUCACCAGUUUUGCUGGUGCUGUCUGGCCAGCACAUGUGAAUCAGGCAGUCCAAAACGCCGGAUUCAACGACCCCACCCCCAUCCAGGCCAUGGGAUGGCCCCUGGCGCUACAGGGUCGCGACAUCGUGGGAAUCGCAGAGACUGGAUCUGGAAAAACGCUGGCGUUCCUGUUGCCAGGGAUUGUGCAUAUCUUGGCGCAGCCAUACCUUGGGCCUGGCGAAGGGCCCAUUGUCUUGGUGGUGGCACCAACAAGAGAGCUGGCCAUCCAGAUCAUGGAAGAAGCCAGGAAAUUUGGGACAUCUGAAGACCCACAGGAGUGUGUCAAGGCAGUCUGUGUGUAUGGUGGAGCCCAGAGGCAGCCACAGAUUGGCACACUGAGGCAGGGCGUUGAGAUAGUGAUUGCGACCCCUGGGAGGCUCUUGGACAUGAUAAAUGGCGAGUAUACCAAUAUGAGGAGGGUGACAUACCUGGUGCUGGAUGAGGCAGAUCGAAUGCUCGAUAUGGGCUUCGAGCCCCAGAUCCGCCAAAUAGUUAGCCAGAUCCGACCAGAUCGCCAGACCCUCCUUUGGUCUGCAACAUGGCCAAGACAGGUCCAUGAGCUUGCGGAGGCGUUUCUAAGAAACCCUGCCAAGGUGACCAUUGGCUGCCAAGAUCUCAAAGCAAACCACAGUAUAACCCAAAAUAUUGAGUUGCUGCAAGAGAUUGAAAAGUAUGGGAAGCUGACUGAGCUUCUAGAGAAGGAACAGGAUGGCAACAGAAGAAUUUUGAUAUUCUGCAAAACCAAGGUCGGAUGUGACGAGCUGACGCACAACCUCAGGUCAGAUGGCUGGCAGGCUCUCAGCAUUCAUGGCAACAAGCGCCAAAACGAGCGGGAGUGGGUCCUGGCGGAAUUCAAGGAGGGGAGGAAUCCAAUCAUGCUGGCCACAGACGUUGCUGCUCGUGGACUAGAUAUCAAGGACGUCAUGGUCGUCAUCAAUUUUGAUAUGCCCAACACAGCAGAGGACUAUGUCCAUCGAAUCGGCAGGACAGGACGUGCUGGCGCUCUGGGAACAGCAUACUCGCUGUUCACUCGCAAGGACGGUGGCAUCUCCAAGGAAAUCGUCAAAGUGAUGGACGAGGCACACCAAGAUGUCCCUCCUCAACUGCGACAGAUGGCCCAGAAUUCGUUUGAUAUGGGUGGGCGACCGCCGUUCAGGGGAGGUUUCAGGAGUGGUGGUGGGCCUGGCCGCUCUGGCGCGAACUUGACUCCCGUGGGCACUCGUGGCGGCUUCAGUGGUCGACGUGGUGGACGCGGUGGACGUAGUGGCGGAUAUUGA
Ostreobium quekettii is the source of this 1899-nucleotide messenger RNA. Lineage: Eukaryota; Viridiplantae; Chlorophyta; Ulvophyceae; Bryopsidales; Ostreobiaceae. The record is from the annotation of a GenBank genome assembly.